Molecule: messenger RNA, 8226 nt
Organism: Myotis brandtii (Brandt's bat)
Lineage: Eukaryota; Metazoa; Chordata; Mammalia; Chiroptera; Vespertilionidae
Gene: ABCC6
Product: ATP-binding cassette, sub-family C (CFTR/MRP), member 6
Exons: 30
Coding region: 53-4507 (1484 amino acids)
Biological process (GO): transmembrane transport
Cellular component (GO): membrane
Molecular function (GO): ATP binding; ATP hydrolysis activity; ABC-type transporter activity
Source: RefSeq, a predicted model, not a curated record
GCCAGGGACUGACCUACAGACCCACGGACAGACAGACGGAAAGACUGUGCUGAUGGCCGCGCAGGGAGAGCCCAGCGUGGGACCAGGAGUCUGGAACCAGACGGAGCCUGAGCCCGCUGCUGACCGCCUACUAAGCCUUUGCUUCCUGAAAACGGCAGGGGCCUGGGUGCCCCCCAUGUACCUCUGGGCCCUUGGCCCCAUCUACCUCCUCUAUAUCCACCGCCAUGGCAAGGGCUACCUCCGCAUGUCCUCCCUGUUCAAGACCAAAAUGGUGCUUGGGUUCACCCUCAUAAUCUUGUACACCUCCAGCGUGUCUGUCACUCUUUGGAGAAUCCAGCAGGGGAUGCCCCAGGCCCCCGAAUUCCUCAUUCACCCCACCGUUUGGCUCACCACAAUGAUCUUGGCAGUGUUCCUGAUCCACAUGGAGAGGAAGAAGGGGGUCCAGGCAUCUGGGGUGCUGUUUGGGUACUGGCUGCUCUGCUGUCUCUUGCCAGCCAUCAGCACCGCCCAGCAGGCCUCACAAGGGGGCUUCCAGAGUGACCCCUUCCGCCACCUGUCCACCUACCUGUGCUUGUCUCUGAUGGUGGCGCAGUUUCUGCUGUCCUGCCUGGCCGAUCGACCCCCCUUCUUCCCUAAAGAGCCCCAGCAAUCUAAUCCCUGUCCGGAGGCUGGGGCCUCCUUCCCCUCCAAGGCCAUGUUCUGGUGGGUUUCUGGGCUGGUCUGGAGGGGCUACAGGAGGCCACUGGGACCAAAAGACCUCUGGUCCGUUCGGAGAGAGAACUCCUCAGAAGAACUUGUUUCCCAGCUGGAAAGGGAAUGGACAAGGAGCCGCAGAGCGGCCCAGCGGCACACUGCGGCAGCCGCGUUUAAGAAGAAAGGGAGCCUCCGCCGUGGUGGGGAGCCCGCAGAGGCCGAGGCCUUCCUGCAGCCAAGAGGGAGUGUGAGGGGCCCGCUGCUGAGGGCCCUCUGGCAGGUCUUCCGCUCUACCUUCCUCCUGGGGACCCUCAGCCUUGUCAUCAGUGACGUCUUCAGGUUCACUGUCCCCAAGCUCCUCAGCCUUUUUCUGGAGUUCAUUGGCGAUGCCACAGCCCCGGCCUGGAAGGGCUAUCUGAUUGCGGUGCUGAUGUUCCUGGCCGCCUGCCUGCAAACGCUGUUCGAGCAGCAGCACAUGUACAGACUCAAGGUGCUGCAGAUAAGGCUGCGAACAGCCGUCACUGGCCUGGUGUACAGAAAGGUCCUGGCUCUGUCCAGCGGCUCCAGAAAGACCAGCGCAGUUGGGGACGUGGUCAACCUGGUGUCUGUGGACGUGCAGCGGCUGACGGAGAGCGUCGUCUACGUCAAUGGGCUGUGGCUGCCGCUCGUUUGGAUCAUCGUCUGCUUUGUUUAUCUCUGGCAGCUUCUAGGACCCUCUGCCCUCACCGCCGUCACUGUCUUCCUGAGCCUCCUCCCUCUGAAUUUCUUCAUCACCAAGAAGAGGAACCACUAUCAGGAAGAGCAAAUGAGGCAGAAGGACUCCCGGGCACGGCUCACCAGCUGCCUCCUCCGGAACAUGAGGGCGGUCAAGUGCCACGGCUGGGAGGGGGCCUUUCUGGAGAGAGUCCUGCGCAUCCGGGGCCAGGAGCUGGGCGCCCUGAGGACCUCCGGACUCCUCUUCUCUGUGUCUCUGGUGUCCUUCCAACUGUCCACGUUUCUGGUGACGUCACCCUGGUCUCCCUGCAGAGUGUGGGCUGGGGAGAGGGGGUGUUGGGGGAGGAGGAUGAGGCUUUGUUUUCCCCAGUCCCGGGUGUCCUUCGACCGCCUGGCCGCCUUCCUCUGCCUGGAAGAAGUUGACCCUGAGGCUGUGGUUUGGAGUCCCUCCAGAGGCCCCGCCAGGGAGGAUUGCAUCAGUGUGCGAGAAGGUACCUUUGCUUGGUCCCUGGAGAGCCCGCCCUGCCUACACAGGAUAAACCUCAGCGUGCCACAGGGCUGCCUGCUGGCUGUGGUUGGUCCCGUGGGGGCAGGGAAGUCCUCUCUGCUCUCCGCACUCCUCGGGGAGCUGUCAAAGGUGGAGGGGACCGUGAAUAUCAAGGGUCCCGUGGCCUACAUGCCCCAGGAGGCCUGGGUCCAGAACACGUCCGUGGUGGAGAACGUGUGCUUCAGGCAGGAGCUGGACCCAUCGUGGCUGGAGAGGGUCCUGGAGGCCUGCGCCCUGCGGCCAGACGUGGGCAGCUUUCCUGCAGGCGUCCACACCCAAAUUGGGGAGCAGGGCAUGAAUCUCUCUGGGGGCCAGAAGCAGCGGGUGAGCCUGGCCCGGGCCGUGUAUAGGAAGGCUGCUGUAUACCUGCUGGAUGACCCCCUGGCAUCCCUGGAUGCUCAUGUCGGCCAGCACAUCUUCAAUCAGGUCAUCGGGCCCAACGGGCUGCUCCAGGGAACGACACGGAUUCUCGUGACCCACGCACUCCAAGUCCUGCCCCAGGCUGAUUGGAUCGUGGUGCUGGAAGAGGGGGCCAUUGCAGAGAUGGGUUCCUACCAGGAGCUUCUGAACAGGAAGGGGGCCCUGGUGAGCCUUCUGGAUCGAGCCAGACAGCCAGGAGGUAGAGGAGAAGGAGAAACAGAACUCGCGACCAGCAUUCAGGACCCCGGAGGCUCUGCUGGAGGCGGGAGGCCCAUGGGUGGACCAGAGAGGUCCAUGAAGUCAAUCCCUGAGGACAGCACCACUUUGGAGGCCCAGACAAAGGUUCCCCUAGAUGACCCUGAGAAGGCAGGACUGCCAGCAGGAGGGGACAGCGUGCAGUAUGGCAAGGUGAAGGCCGCCCUGUACCUGAGCUACAUACGGGCCGUGGACACCCCACUCUGCCUCUACGCACUGUUCCUCUUCUUCUGCCAGCAAGUGGCCUCCUUCUGCCGCGGCUACUGGCUCAGCCUGUGGGUGGACGACCCCACCGUGGAUGGGCGGCAGACACAGGCGGCCCUGCGAGGCUGGGUCUUCGGGCUCCUGGGAUGCCUCCAAGCUAUAGGGCUGCUUGCCUCCACGACCACAGUGCUCCUAGGGGGCAUCCGGGCAUCCGGCCGGCUCUUCCGGAGGCUCCUGUGGGACGUGGCGCGGUCUCCCAUUGGUUUCUUCGAGCGGACGCCCAUGGGGAACCUGCUGAACCGCUUCUCCAAGGAGACAGACACCAUAGACGUGGACAUCCCAGACAAACUCCGGUCCUUGCUGAUUUACACCUUCGGACUCCUGGAGGUCACUCUGGUGGUAACGGUGGCCACCCCGCUGGCUGCCGUGGCCAUCCUGCCAUUGCUGCUCCUCUACACUUGGUUUCAGAGCCUGUACGUGGCCACUUCGUGCCAGCUCAGACGCAUGGAGUCAGCCAGGCACUCCUUCGUGUGUUCCCACGUGGCGGAGACGUUCCAGGGCGGUGCAGUGGUCAGGGCUUUCCGGGCCCAGGGCCCCUUCGUCGCUCAGAACAAUGCCUACAUGGAUGAAAGCCAGCGAGUCAGUUUCCCACGGCUGGUGGCUGACAGGUGGCUCGCUGCCAACCUGGAGCUCCUGGGGAACGGGCUGGUGUUUGCCGCUGCCACGUGCGCUGUGCUGAGCAAGGCCCAUCUCAGCGCUGGCCUCGUGGGCUUCUCCGUCUCCGCCGCCCUCCAGGUGACCCAGACGCUGCAGUGGGCUGUUCGCAGCUGGACAGACCUGGAGAGCAGCAUCGUGUCGGUGGAGCGGAUGCAGGACUACACUCGGACACCCAAGGAGGCGCCCUGGACACUGCCCACCUGUGAAACCCAGCCCCCCUGGCCUUGUGGGGGCCAGAUCGAGUUCCGGGACUUGGGGCUGAGACACCGACCCGAGCUCCCGCUGGCCGUGCGGGGUGUGUCGUUCAAGAUCCACGCAGGAGAGAAGGUGGGCAUUGUUGGCAGGACGGGGGCUGGGAAGUCCACCCUGGCGGGGGGCCUGCUGCGGCUCCUGGAGGCAGCUGAGGGUGAGGUCUGGAUCGACGGGGUCCCCAUCAGCCAUGUGGGGCUGCACACGCUGCGGUCUAGGAUCACCAUCAUCCUCCAGGACCCCAUCCUGUUCCCCGGCUCUCUGAGGAGGAACCUUGACAUGCUACAGGAGCACACGGACGAAGCCAUCUGGCAGGCCCUGGAGACGGUGCAGCUCAGAGCCCUGGUGGCCAGCCUGCCCGGCCAGCUGCAGUACGAGUGUGCCGACCAAGGCGAUGACCUCAGCCUGGGCCAGAAGCAGCUGCUGUGUCUGGCACGUGCCCUUCUCCGGAAAACCCAGAUCCUCAUCCUGGACGAGGCCACGGCCGCCGUGGACCCGGGGACUGAGCUGCAGAUGCAGGCCGCCCUUGAGAGCUGGUUUGCCCACUGCACGGUGCUGCUCAUCGCCCACCGCCUGCGCUCCGUGAUGGACUGUGCCAGGGUGCUGGUCAUGGACAAAGGGCAGGUGGCAGAGAGCGGCAGCCCUGCUCAGCUGCUGGCCCGGAAGGGCCUGUUCUAUAGGCUGGCACAGGAGUCAGGCCUGGUCUGAACCAGACCCCUCAACCCUCCCGCCACGCCAACCUGGAAAGACGUGCCAUGCCCUGGAGAUACCAGUGACCUGGGGGUCAUCAGCAGAGUCUAGACCCCUCUGCUCUCCGGGAUUGGGUGGCAAAUGGCAGGGAAAGUGGACGAUCAUCACAGACCCAGGAGGAUGCAGCAACCCCCAAGGUCGGCCUGAUCAGAGCCCGUCCAGCCUUGUCCAUCCUGGACCCAAAGUGGACAGUGGCUCUCAGCCCUGGCUGCCCAUUGGACCCACGUGGAACCUCAAGACCUGCCCACACCCAGGCUCUACCACAGACCAAUGAAGUCAUUAACCCUGUGGCAGGGCAAUGGUGUGUGUACUUUCCCAAAUUAACCCUUUUAUUUCGAGAUGAGUGUAGAUUGACCAGCAGUUUUAAGAAAUAAUCCACAGAAUGCCUGUGCACCCUUUUCCAUUUCCCCCAAAAGUAACACCUUGAAAAACGCUAGCGUGGUAUCACAACCAGGAUAUUGACAUUGGUACCAUACACAGAUCCUGCUCAGAUUUCCCUGUACUAGUAUGUGUGCGUGUGCAUGCGUGUGUGUGUGUGUGUGUGUGUGUGUGUGACUUCUACACAAUUGUAUCACACGUAUAGGUGGCAUCCACCACCACUUCCAUCACCACGACGACCCCUGGGGCUGCCGUUCUGUGACCACACCCUUCCCUCCUGCCCCCGCGGCCCCCAACAUGCUCUCCAUUCGGGCACACGGUAUAUUUUUAAAGCUCCCCGUAUGAUCCCAACAUGCACCAGGACUGAACGCCAUGGCUCCUGCUGCUCCUCCCACCCUUGUACACGGGCUCCAAGAGGCAUCUUGUCUGAAUUAGACACAUGAGCCACGACCCACACCACGAUGGGGCCCUCUGGGCACAAGCAUGAGGACACACGGGCACGCAGUUCAGCUCCGAAGGCCAGAGGGGAGGGGCCGGGACUUCUUCAGGAGAAGUCCUGAGGGAAUCGCUCCGGACCUGGCACAUGUCAUACAUCUGUUUGUUACAGACCAAAUUCCAGCUUCUUGGGGGAGCCCCAGAAGCAGUCAGAACAUCCCAGGCAUUUCUGUUCAUACUUCCUCCCCCGAGGGGGCCGUGUGGGAAAUGCUGCUGGAGUCAGAGGUCAGGGUGGUGACGGGCAGCCCCUGCCUUCCUGAAGGGCGGUGCACAGCGCAGGUGCUCAGGCCUGUUUCUGACAGCGGUCGGAAUCUUAGUGCAGGGCUCUUACGACUGCCUUCAGGCACCAGGAAAGGGGGCUCGAUUCUCAAGUAGCCAAAGCCGAGGUUCCCCAGACACAGCUAACUGUAGUGCAGCGUGAGCAAUGAGGCAACCCAGGCUCCUCACUGACUCAUGGCAUUGCUGCAGGAAUAGAGGAAGCUAAUACACGGAAACGUGUUCAGAGCCGAGCCGGGCACAAAGUGCGUGCCCAAUAAACGUUCACGAUGAUCACUGUUGUAUCUGAGGGCCUCUGUGGGCAGCGAGAAGGGUCCACACACCAGGACUUUUAUUCUGGUCACUACCGACAUGUGGGGUAGAUAAUUCUCUGCCACGUGGGGUUGUCCUGGGCACUGUGGGAUGUGUAGCAGCAUCCCCGGCCUCCACCCACUAGAUGCCAGUAGUACCCCCGCCUCCAGUUGUGACAAAAAUGUCUCUAGAUGUUGCCAGAUGUCCCGGAGGGAAUCAAAUCCACCCAGUCCAGUCACUGGGCUAACCCGGCCCAUUGCCACCAAUAAUCUCCUGAGACCGGGGCAGUGGCUGCGCUGGUGCACCAGCAGGCGCCUGUGGACACCCAGCUGCCUGACAGGACACAGCCUGCUCUACCUCGUCAGGUCACAGGGACUUCCUAAUGGGACAUCCCGACACAGGUUUCCAGCCCAGAGUGAUCCACAUUUAAUUGCAGCUUCUACCUCCCUCGGCCGAGAUGUGGCGAGCAGCGCAUUUUGAUGACUUCAGAUUGGGGUAGGGCGCCUGCACCUCUUGCUUCUCCCCUGUUGUGCCUAUGAAGUGCUGGCCCCACCAUUACUGGCAAUUACGAGCUCCAUUUCGCAGAUGAGGAAACUGAGGCUCAGACAGUUGCCAUGACCUGCCGAGGUCACCCAGUUAGUAAGUGGCAGGGAGGGGAUCUGCCCCUGGGGCCAUCUCACACCAAAGCCCAAGUCAUCAUGUGGGGGUUGUCUUUCCAACUUGGGAGCCUGGAAAGGGACCCGACAUAGCGCUUCUCGUUGCUCUGCCGGGAGCUGAGCCACCGGACGGCCCGGCAGAGCGGCCGCAGGCAAAGGCGGCAGCAGCUGCGUGUUUGGCAAACUCACUUGGGGUCAUUCCAGGGUCACAAAAGCCUACUUUCACGGAAGGAGAUGGUCUGCCAGGGCGCAGAGUAUGGGCCACAGGAGCCAGCGCCCACGAGCCUGCUGACAAGGCUGCUGCUGGCCCACACCCUUGCUGUGGGGACGCUGUGGGGACCAGCCUGCAUGCCAUCCAGGCCACUAAUCCCCUCCCCUCCCCCCCCACCGUGGCUCCUGCCAGCAGAGCCUGGCUGGCGGGGAACACACACAUCCAGGGAAGCCACACAUGGAGCUGAUCGCACCUGCAUGGUCAUUUACUUCAUUUGAGACACUUAAGAGUGGGUGUGAGUCGUCCACACUCUCCCUUCUAUGGUGACCUGGAAGCCAGCUCCUGAGAGGCAAGGUCAAAAGGCGAGAACAGCCUGGCUCUCGCAGUGGCUGCUUGGAAGGGAGUGAUCCUGCAGGGGCGCCUGACCCUCAUCGGGACGUGUAUGAGCAAGAAAUAGAACCCUGUGUUCAUUUCCCAUGAGUUUGCGGCUACAGCACGGCCCAACCUAUCCUGACUGUAUUAACACAAAGGGAUUUUCAAGGGCCACGUGAUUUUUGCCUUAGAACCUGACCUGGGCCACACACACAUCACUGCUCAUCUUCACAACGUUCCCACCGUGCAGGUGUGAUCAGCUCCACUUGACAGAUGAGGCAACAGGGACUAAGUGACUUGCCCAGGGUCACACAGCCAGCAAAUGACAAGGGCAGGACUCAGCGCAGGUCUGUCUGACCCCAGAGCCCAGGCUCUGUCCACCGGGCCACGCUGACCCCCCACUCUACCCCACACAGCUCUUAACCUCUAGGCUCCCAUUUCCGACAGGGGCUCCCACUAGAGAUGGCAUGUCUGCCAACAGGAAAGAAGGAAAGCAGACAAGAGGGGAGCCGCUGACUCCCAGAGGAGAUGGCUGAAACCCCAAAGAAAAUGGAAUCGUUAUUAGAAAGAAAUAAAAUUUUUUUUUUUUUACUGCAAAUUGCUUGUAAAUGUUCUCGUUUCCAGUGUAAGUCAUUACAAAACGAUUCCCAAGAAAAACUUGGUUUAUCUAAUGUGAAAGAAUGGUAUAACUUACAAAAAAUAAAUAUAUAUUUCCACCUAAAGGAAGAUGCUUUUCUGGAUUUGAAGUCAGCAAGGGAAUCUCGGGGCAGCAGUGGCCCCUCUGCUUUGUGGGUCUCCCCUGGGUCUCUGGUCGCGAGACCUAAAGGACGGGCCCUGGAGGUCUCCACUCGCUUUUUCUUCAGGAACCCGCAGACCCGCUGUCAGAUGCCGGCCACCUUGGCUUUCCCUGGGAGAGCUGCUCCCGGCCCAACACUUCCGCCCAAGAAAUUAAGUUGGGAGAGUGUUUCUCCCAGGAGCAGUACUUUAAAAAAAAAAAA